Messenger RNA from Penicillium longicatenatum, 1134 nucleotides. RefSeq names its product bZIP transcription factor. The record is from RefSeq and is a predicted model, not a curated record. Gene Ontology annotation, molecular function: DNA-binding transcription factor activity. Lineage: Eukaryota; Fungi; Ascomycota; Eurotiomycetes; Eurotiales; Aspergillaceae. Bases 1 to 1134 code for a protein of 377 amino acids. Gene Ontology annotation, biological process: regulation of DNA-templated transcription. The transcript is spliced from 3 exons.
AUGGCGGAAAAACACAAGGCAGAAGCGGUCCAGGGGAAGGGGCGUCCUGGGGAAUCCAAAAGCCGACAAGCACUAGAGAGGCGUCGCGAACAGCUACGCAUAGCGCAAAAAGCGUAUCGCACGCGAAAAGAGAACACCAUUGGCAACCUCCAGGAUCGUGUCCACGAGCUUGAGGGUGGCAUUGAACAGCUCAGCCUAUCCUUUCUGACCUUCAGUAAUCUGCUUCUGGAAACCGGUCUGCUUGAAAGGAAUUCACUUGUCACGUCAGCCCUUCGCAAGAUAACUCAACAGACCCUUUUGCUUGCUGAAACUGGAUGUGCGGACCCGGAUAAUGGCGCUCUCGUCAAGGUUGUUGGUGCCACUUCAUCCACUGCAGUUGACAAUGAUGAAAAAUGCAGUGAUAGUAGCCCAAGGGUUUCGUCAAAGGAACAAGUUCCUACCGGACUCUCAUCAACCCCGACGCAAUGGGAUGAUUUGCCACCAUUAUACACACAAUCAUCCAUUUACCAAGACCAACCGAAGCCCCCUAUCAGCGUUGCCAUGGCUCCGCUCGCUGAUGAGUCGCAUAGUCCGUUCUCAUCACUACCAGGCCACUACCCAGCCGUUGCUCUCGCUACCUCUACCAAGGAUGAGCAGUGGACCUUCUCACGGUAUCUAGUAAAAGUGUGUUGUCAAAAUGGGUAUCAGCUCCUCGUCAACACUCCGAACGACUUUACGAAGAUUCAAGAAGUUUUCGGGCCAUCUAUGCCUCCAACUAAGCGCAAUAAUCUCCUUUCUUGUAUCCAUGCUGGAAUACAUGACAAGACUGGAGGCCUCAUUGAUCUCAUGGCAACGGUACUCGCCCCCUUGUAUUCCAAGAGAGAUGGUAACGCCUCGGAAGAGUUGCCAGCCCUGGCUGAAGAAUUGGGAGACAGCGAAUGGCUAGAUGCGAGUGGUGUACAGAGACUUCUCAACGAGAGGGGACUUUACACCCGGCAGAGUGGUCGCCCAUUGUUUCGCUCAAGCCUUAUCUCCUCACCUCAGGUUGCGGCACUUGUUCAGUACCUUGCUACUGAGUGCGUUUGCUUCGGAAUUGGCCCGGCAUUUCGACGCCAAACUGUUGCGGCUGCAUUAAACCUUUCAGGGAUGCCAUGA